AUGGACCCCCACGGCAAUUAUUCCGCUAAUGGUUCUCUAAUCAUGGACUCGGCCAUGCCAGCUUGCUCGCAACCUCUACAACAGCAAUCCGGCGGUUUCCACAACCGUCCUAUUAACCAGCCCAUGUACAGCAAAUCGAGCGCCUCGAACCCAGCGGCUGUCAUCAAAACGCGACAAGCGAUAAACCUUGGACAGGCAAGGAUCGGCCAGUGGAUCGGCCAAUAUGGGUUCACGCACCAACGCCCACCGAGCAAUGCUCCCUCGGUAAUCUCGGCCAUCUCCAACAGCUCCGGCAUGACGAAUAUGUCCAACGUAACGGCGCUUUCCGUCAUGACCGAUUUGGACGCCCAAUUGAGUAGAAUGUUCAUCAACGAGUCAUCACAACAAGAAAACUAUAGUCCGAGGUAUUAUGCGGAAGAGAUUGCUCGGUUGCUGGUUGUGAUCAGAGAGUCGGCGAUGGCACGUCGUUGGGAUGAUCUCACAAGGUUUUGCUCUGAUCUUGUCGAUCGUCUUCAAUUCGGGCUGGCAUCUCCAGAAGUCGUGCAACAAUAUCUGACGCACCUGGUAGUCCAGAUGCACGGACUGGUUACUUGGCAGGAUACGCCCCCAAAGGUAGUUGGAAUGGCUUGCCGUGCUCUACUUCUAAUUGUCAACCGGGUCAGCUUCGGAGCCUAUGAAAUCUGGCGCUUCGAUGUUGGACUCAGAUCCAUGCUCCCCUUACGUCUUAUUCAGCUGCUAAUGCCAGGGGCCCCAGGCAUCGAUGAAUACGUUGGCCAGGUGGUGGCGCUGAUCUCGGGCAUCCUUCGCGUUGACCGGGAGACACCACAUGCAAAUCGAAUCCUGAAAUACUUUAUGAACGCUUGGAGAAAUAAGGAGACGGUCGCCUGUUUGCUCAACAUUAUCGCCAAAUUAAAACAAGAAGUGUUGGUGCAACGAAUCACGAUUAGUGUGUUCAACCAUAUCAUCACUCGUCAGGACGCGUUGCAGAGAUUUGCUUUUGAGAAGGGAGCGCUACAAAUCUUCCUGGAAAUUUUGAAGAACCCGGAGGACGAGGAAGUGCUCUUUAUUUGUGCGAGGGCACUGCGCAAAUUCAUCCAUGCAUCCGAGGGCAGUGAUGGAUACGGUAUCGCGAUCUACAGGUUGCAGGGAGUGCGAAUCUGCGCUAACCUAUUGACGCACGGGUCCACGAGAUUACUCCAAGAAAUGCUAAAGCUAAUCUGGAAUCUCGCACCCUUGAUCCCAGCCGACGAGCCAGCCGCUGAAGCAAUUGUCCAACCUGUCCUACGGCUUCUUGGCACCUCUGAUGCGGUUGUGGUCGAUUUUGUCGCCAAAAUCCUGGACGUCCUCUCAGAACAUAAAAAAUUUAAACAAAUUAUUCUCAACCACGGUGCCCCGAAUCGACCAAAAGCUAUAGACGAGCUGUUCUCAACCCUCCAAAUGGUCCAGCCACCGAUGACGCAAACAGUCGACUAUCCGGAAGCCUUGAAAAUAUUUGACAGCCAAAGGCUGGGGAUCUGCGCAACGUUGUCCCACUUACUUCACGGAGACGACCCGGAUUGCCAAGCCCAAGCCAUCGCACUGAUAUGCGAUGAAGAUGAUCAUCAGCGAUAUGCUCUUCGCUAUAACUGGAUUCUGACUGGCCACCUACAAUAUGGAAAGCGCGACCUAAAAGCUUGCAUAAUGCUGGUCUCGGUCAUUCACAGUAUCAUUGCCCAGAAGGGUGUUCCCUACCUGCUGAAAUUCGCCUUCGGAGCCUCUCCUUUGCCUUCAAUUGCCGUACUGCUCCUUGAUAUCUACCACUAUUAUACGUCACAAUACAUUCACGAGAAACAAGAGCCCAGGCAGCCUAAGCAGGGUGAGCUACUCAGCCUGCUUACGAUGCUCAACCAUCUCGUCUGGCGAUGUGCACAACAUCCUAACUAUGCGGCGGAGAUGGCGCCAGGAUUCAACAGCGUCGAGCGCUCGCAAAUCAAUCCGCAGACUCAAAUGAAUUGGGAUGAAUUGUUGACAUCAACGGGUGGUCGCCAGGUGCUGCUCGGAUGGUUCAGACUGGCUGACAAACUGAUUGAGACGACGAAAUCGACAAAGUGCUGCAACCAUACCCGGGUCUUCCUAAAUACUGUCAGCAAGGCCCAUGCAGCAUACCCAGAUUUGGCCGGAGCGGCGGAAGCACUGUUGCAUCGGUACAGCGCGAACAUCGGCCGA
Messenger RNA from Mesorhabditis spiculigera, 2205 nucleotides. The record is from the annotation of a GenBank genome assembly. NCBI's taxonomy places the organism in Eukaryota, Metazoa, Nematoda, Chromadorea, Rhabditida, Rhabditidae.